GCUGGGGCGGAAGGAUAUAAAUUGGGGGAAGCGUAGGGCUAAAGGGGAAAGGGACGUUGUUAACACUGGGAAUAAAGUAGUUCCUGCAGUGAGAGUGCCGGCGGGGGUACUCUCGUGGGCCCGAAUCUCUUCCUAAGGCGGGGGGGGGGACCUUAGUUCAGGCGGUUCCUUUGCCAAGCGGGGUUUGCCCUAAAAUCCAGCUCUGCUCUGGGUUGAAGGGGACCCUGAGUUUGUACCUUUCCAUCCUCACCCUCUUCCCCGCCUGGCAGUUUCAGCUUUGCUGCCUCAGUGAUAAUUGGGGGGAAGGGCUUUCGGGAGAAGGUGGGAAGAGAGGGGCGUGGGGGGAGGAUAGAGCCAAGAUAUGUGGGAGAGGGGAAGGAAGGAAAUAGUGGAUGUAAGGGAGAAGAAACGCCCAGAAAGUGGCACUGUUGGCAGACCAGGGAGGCGAGAAAGUGCCAGUGUGAAAAGAGCUGCUGUGAGGGGAUAGAAGGUGGUAGCCAAGGGACAGGGAUUGAGAGGAGGCAGAAAGGACACAAAUGUUCUCUUAGCCUUUCCUGUUUAAUCAGACCAUUCAGCCCAUAGCAGGCUUCCCAGAGGAGUGGCAGGGUGUGUGUGAAUCAGAUGCUCUGAUCAUUCUAAAGAGAGUUGUGCAGUGGGUUCUUUUCUCGCCCAGCUGUUUCAGACAUGUGGCUCUGUAUUAGAAACACUAGUUAGAACUGUGUCUAAGAAGAGACUUGCUGCCAGUGUAAAAAUUAGAUUAGAUUUCCCUAUUUUUAGAACGGAAGAGGGAAGCUGAUUUAUAAGUGAUUAUGUUUAAGAGAAACAUAUAUAUUCUCUAACUGCUCCAGGAAUAUUUGUUAACUUGGAUGCUUAGGCAGUCGAGAAUCUAAUGGGAAAAAAUAUUAGUGACCAAAAAGAAUUUGUGUUUGGUUGCUUGUGUAAAUAACAGUUGAGCUAAGUAAGCUCCUUUCCUUCUUACCUUGACCUAUUUCCAGUACUGUACCUAUACGAUGAACAACUACACUUCCUCAGGCCUGGAUGGCAAGGUCCAGAAAACUCUGAAAAAGGUCUUUGGUUUUGACUCCUUUAAGACCUCUCUGCAAGAGAGUGCAACCAUGGCAGUGGUGAAAGGUGAAAAUGAUGUCUUUGUAUGCAUGCCCACAGGGGCAGGGAAAUCCCUGUGCUACCAGCUUCCUGCAGUUCUGGCAGUGGGCAUUACCAUUGUCAUUUCACCUCUGAUUGCACUGAUUCAGGACCAAGUGGAUCAUUUGUUGGCACUGAAGGUCAAAGUCUGUUCUCUGAGCUCCAAGCUUUCUACUCAGGAAAGGAAGCCCAUCCUGGCUGACUUGGCAAGUGAGAAGCCCCGGGUGAAGCUCCUGUAUAUUACGCCAGAAAUGGCAGCUGCCUCCUCCUUCCAGCCCACCCUGAACUCCCUGGUGUCUCGAAACAUCUUGUCCUACCUAAUAAUUGAUGAGGCUCACUGUGUCUCCCAGUGGGGACAUGAUUUCCGACCCGACUACCUGCGGCUGGGCAUCUUACGCUCUCGCAUACCCAACACACCGUGUGUCGCCCUGACUGCCACAGCCACCAAGCAGGUUCAGGAUGACAUAGUGGUGUCACUUAAGCUAAAGCAGCCUGUUGCCACCUUUAAGACUCCUUGCUUCAGAUCUAACCUGUUCUAUGAUGUGCAGUUUAAGGAGUUGUUGACUGAUCCCUAUGUGAAUCUGAAGGAUUUCUGUCUGAAGGCACUUGAAGAGAAGAAUGCCCAAGGGGUAUACGCUGGCUGUGGCAUUGUGUACUGCAGGAUGAGAGAGGUCUGUGAACAAUUGGCUGUUGAGCUGAGCUACAGAGGAGUGAAAGCCAAGGCCUAUCAUGCAGGGCUGAAGGCAGCAGAAAGAACUUCAAUUCAGAAUGAGUGGAUGGAGGAGAAGGUCCCUGUUAUUGUCGCUACCAUCAGUUUUGGAAUGGGAGUCGACAAAGCUAACGUCAGAUUUGUUGCCCAUUGGAAUAUUGCAAAAUCAAUGGCUGGAUAUUACCAGGAGUCUGGAAGGGCUGGAAGAGAUGGAAAGAAGUCCUUUUGCCGUCUCUAUUACUCUAGGAAUGAUCGGGAUCAAGUCUCCUUCCUGAUCAAGAAGGAGCUCUCUAAACUCCAGGAGAAAAGAGGCACCUUGAAAGAAUCUGAUAAAGCUACGCUGUCGUCCUUUGAUGCUAUGGUGAACUUCUGUGAAGCGCUGGGAUGUCGCCAUGCUGCCAUAGCAAAGUACUUUGGGGAUGCCACCCCCACUUGUAACAAGUGCUGUGAUUACUGCAAAAACCCAGGAGCAGUGAAGAAGCAGCUGGAUACCCUGGAACUCAGCUGCAACAGCUGGAGCAGAACCUGCAUUGGAGCCACAAGUUCCUCUCGGGGCGCCUACGACCCAGAGCUAUACGAAGGAGGGAGGAGAGGCUACGGAGGCUUUAGCAGGUAUGACGGAGAAAAUGGUGGGAGCGGGGAUGAAGCCAGCGAGGGAAAUCGGAAACGGGAGUGGAACGACUUCUACAAAAAGCAGAUGAAUCUGCGCAAAGGCAAAGAACCAGGAAAAGAUGACUUUGUCCCUCCAGAUGCAGGCUGUCCCUUGAAAGAUGGCGCCCUCCGGNUCCUCUCUCUCCUUUGCUUUUAGGCCCGAGAACACUGCUUGAAGAUGUUGGUAGAAGCUCUGAGCAGCAACCAGGAGGCAGCCCCGACUGGACAUGGGUCAGACCCCCACACCUGCGCCGUGGAGAUGGAGCAUGAGGCUUUCAGAACAAGUAAAAUGUCCAACUUGUACAAAGCAACGGUGCUAAAGAAGGUGGCGGAGAUCAACAAAGCCUCGAAAGAAGGGGAGUUGUAUCCAGCGUUUGGGUCAGGAGCUGGUGAGAGCAGCAGCCCCAGGACAAAGCCUGACCCCUCAGCUGACGAUGGCUUUCUCCCUGCAUCCCAAGUCUACUCGUUUAAACCCAAGCGGGUAGGAGCUGGGUUCCGCAAGAGUUCCAGCUUGUUCCAGACUGCUGCCGAGCUGCUGAAGACAACGCAGGAGAAUGAUGCUAAGCCUGUGGAGCGGGAAGGGAAUAGUCCAAGCAGGCAAGGUGGCAGCAAAUGUGGUUCAGAAAUGGCCAGAUUCUCUACCCUCAAGAGCGAGGAAAAGGCAGCUGAAGUCGUACACGAAAGUGCCCUUGACGAGACGGGAGAGCAGCCCAGUUCUAAGGCAGAUGUCCUGUGGGAGAGCCCUAACAAGAAGGCAAAACUCACCAGGAAGCAACAGCUGCUAGCAGAAGCAGCCAGAAAAGAAUCCCAGGACAUUUCCAAAUUCUUCUCUGUCCCCAAAGCUGGGCUUCCAGCCUCAGACCGCGUCUCGGCAGAGGAAGAUGAUUGUCCUGUGAGCGAGCUACCUCGGUCUCCUUCUCACAGAGAACGUCAGCAGAAAGAGGCGCCUCGGGCAAAUGCCGAUGUCCCAGGAGGAGACGCGUCUGGGCAACCCCAGGUGGAGCAUCAUGAGGCAAGGAAGUCGGAGGAAGCACUGACUGAGAGAAGUCAAGACUUGGAGUCAGAGCACGACCCUGGCUCUGAGGCCACACAGGCGGGACUAGAUGGUCUGGUAAACUGCAAUGAACCUGGCUGGGAAAUCGGAACAGCCUGCACUGGGGAGCAUGAAGGUGGGAAGAGGCCAGGAUCAGAUGAGGAUCUGGAGAGCCCUGUGAGGAAGAGGCUGCAGACGGCAGCAACGUCUUCCAUCUUGUGGCAACCAGAGGGCAAAGGCCUGGGCCCAGUGAAGAAGAAGGUGACUUUUGAUCCGAGUUUGUCUCAGGUUGAUAAAGAAGGAACGACCAAGACCAUCCAGCCAGCGCUCAAAGGCGUGUCCCUCAAAGAGACCGCAGAUAUCGUCGUCAAAUACCUGACCCCUUUCUACAAGGGUGGUAAAUUUGCUUCCAAGGAGCUGUUCAAGGGAUUUGCCCGACACCUCUCGCACUUACUGACAGAGGAGAAGAAUCCCGUCCGCAAGGCUGUGAAAGAAGAAGCCCAGAGACUCAUCAAGGAGUUUUUCAAAACCCGAGUCCGGUGUGAAAACGAGACAGACUGGCAAGAGCUGCCCAGCUUGGAAAGAUGAUCCCAGCUCGCCCGGCUCUCUCUGACGGGGGGGAGUUUCCUAUUCAUGUGGCUGCUUGUUCUCCAUGGCAUCGAGAACAUCUCCAGGGCGGCGACCCUCUGGGCAUCUGUCUGGGGAGCGCCUCUGUUGCCUAAUGGACGACACAGUCCUUCAACAGCUCUUGCAAAGGGGCCUGGGGUCUGCCAAUGCUGCUCAGCCAUCCUGCUCUGCAUCCCGUUGCUGGCUGUGAAGGGCUGAGAAUGUCAGGCUCCGAUUCCACGUGGGGUGCAAAUCCUGCUGCUCCCCGCAGCUGUGUCUGAUCCUCCCCCCCACCCCGAUGCUUUUAUUGAAAUGUUACCAGUUGAAGCCUUACAUUGAAAACACAUUCAAAUGCCCACGCUUUGCUCAGGGUUCCUUUGAUGGGAGCUGGUGGUUAAGUUCCUAGAGGGGAUGUUUGUUUUGGAAAAAACGUUUUGUUUUAGACGAUGGGCUAUGGCAGCAUCUGCUUUCCCACAGCCUGGGACCCCUUGCAGGCUUGUGGGUUGUUGGUUUUUUUUUUUUUAAACACCCUGAAUUUUGGUUUUUACUCUGGCCACCUCCGGGUGCUCUUUCACUGGCGUGGGCACUAGUGCCUUAGCCUGGGCAGACUGGCAGAUCUCUUGCCACUGCCCCCCAGGCUGUUACAAGGGAGCAACACCAAAGUUCACGUACUUCCCUAGCGUUUGCUUCUAGCCCCUGAAGCCAUAUCUGCUCGCUGUGCCUAACCCAGGGACUUAGGGCAGAGGGUGAUGCUGCUGGUCCAGCCAAUGACCUGCCCGCUGCUGUGACACUUGGCCCCAGUAGCUCUGGUGCAUCUGCUGCUGUGUUAUGCAAGGGCCUGAAGUGGGGAAGUCGGUGAGUUGUAACAUGACCCUAGUGUCCAGGACUGUCUGUUACAUGUAGUAGUUGGGGGCUCUGCCUGGCGCUGAUAUUGGCCUUGCUUGCAAUAGUGCUGCUACAGCGACCCGCAGGGGAAACUGGGCUUGUGUUACUGCAGGGUGCAUAGUAAAUGGACAAUAAACCGAAUGGGACAGUU
Molecule: messenger RNA, 5178 nt
Organism: Pelodiscus sinensis (Chinese soft-shelled turtle)
Lineage: Eukaryota; Metazoa; Chordata; Testudines; Trionychidae
Source: RefSeq, a predicted model, not a curated record